UUUGUAAAAUUUAUUAGCAUAAUCGUGUUAUUUAAAUAGCACCAAACAUUUUGGCGCAUAAUUUCAAAAACAAAAAUACAGUUGAAAGUGAGGACUAAAUAGAAGAUGGUGAGAAGAGAAGAGUUGCUAGGGUUACUGGAGCAGAACAAUGCAGAUGACAUCAUAAAGUUUGUUAUUCAGUGUAGAGCUGAUGGAGCAAGCGUCCUAUCUGACACAUUGGCAAGCUGUAGUAAAAAACAACUAGAUUAUCUCUGGGACAGAGUUUAUACUACCUUCUCCCAGUGUCUUCUUGUUAUACCUGAAGAUUUAGAUUCUGAAGAUGGUGAACAGACAAUAAAGGUUGUAGAAUGUGUGACAGGACUUUUGGCGGCCAUGUUGGCUCAAAAGGAAGUUCAUGUUCCAGAAGGGAUGAUUCAGGUGGCCAGUGUUUUACAAGAUGUACUACCAGGAAUGCCAGUUUCUAAAGAUAAGGUGAAGAACAAUGUGACACGAGUGUUUGAAGACUGGUGGAAGAAAGGUCUGCCCAACAAGGAAGGUCUGGUUAUGUCAAGUUUUGUAUACAUUGUGGGGAGAAGCUUGGACCUGAGACCUAAACCAUUGGUUGCAGAUUUGAAGAGGGUAUGGUCCUUGCAUGAGGUUGUCCAGCUGAUUGAGAUGAAUAAUGAAAGUAGUAAUGAGUUCAAAACCUUGUUACUGCGCUGUGUCAUCUCACCACAGUAUAUGCAGCAUGAUGAGGGCAUAAAAUUUUUAGGAUACAUACUAACAUUAGAUGAGAGAUUUACUGGAUUGAUUCAUACCACCAUCAAAAACCAUCUCCUAUCAGUACCCAGAUCAUGGUAUGUUAAAUAUGGAGAAAUAUAUUUCCGAGCAUGGCAGUCUGGUUCCGUGACUCAGAAGAUAGAGCAAGACUGUAUCCAGGACCUGAUAUAUCACGCUGUGCAUGCCCAACCUGCACUAGCUCCAGCCUUGAAGAAAGUAUUGAGCUAUAUUCAUGGUCAGAAGAAACAGCGAGAUGUAGAUGAUUUGUUGUUUAGACUUUACGAACCCAUAAUCUGGAGGUCACUGACGGCAGCAAACAGUCAAGUUCGGGCGAACUCUGCUGCAUUAUUUUGUGAAAUAUUCCCGCUACAAAGUCCAGAACUUUCUGUCAAGGAAUCUGAUGAUCUAAUUCAGAAACAAUUUGAACAGUUCCAGAAAAUGCUUGAAGACCCGUUUCCAAAUAUUCGAAGUUUGUCAGUUCUGGGAGUAUUUCGUGUUAUGGAGAAGUAUUGGGAGAUGAUUCCGCAGGACACUUUGAAGAGCCUCACUGUGAAACUAGUUCAGGAUAAUCUCGCUGAUUCGAGUUCUGCUGAUGUACGGGAAAGUGUGCUAAAGGGACUGGCAAUACUCCUGGACAACCCACUUUGUCAUUUAUUCUUGAAGCCAGUUUUACCGGAGAUCCGGAACUCAUUUCACGAUGUUUCAGAGAAGGUCAGGGUAGCGAUGCUAGAACUUCUUAAGAAAGUGAAAAGCCUAAGAACUAUCAAAUACUGGAAUGUUGUACCAAUUGAGCAUCUGUUAGCGCGUCUAGCUGUCGACAGUGAUCCUGUUAACAGGAGGAUUAUGACACUCAUAUUCAGCAGUUUUGUGCCAAUAGAUGCCUCAAAUGAUGAACAAUUAGACAGAUGUAUAGCAUUGAUACAAUCCAAUCCUGUAGCUGCCAGACAGUUCUUCAGAUAUGCACCACAACACAUGUCCCUGACUGAUACAGUGAGUUAUAUUUCGAUGUUGUGUAAGGCAGUUCUAGCCAGUAUGAGAAAAGCUGGUGUAUUCCAAGACAGAAAUAAUACCAAUCAGGAGAAUAUGAGUGACGAAUCUUCUGUGAAAGAAUCAGACAUUGAUGAUGUUGAUGAUGAUGACGGUGAUGAUUUAAAGAUAUCUAAUACACCAUUGAUGAAAGGUCUGUUUGAGGCUAUCUGUAUACUUUGGACUGUCAGUGAUAGCCAACUGAAGAAGGCAUCAAAUGCCCAGUUGAAUAAAGCUUUGCAGAAGAGAUUUAGCUAUGCCUUGCCUGAAAUGAUUAAAGCUUUUACAGAUCCAGAGAUCAUAUGUGUACUGGUACAGAUUGCUGCAUUUCUACCAGCAAACUAUAUACCUACUUUAAGUCGAACCUGGUUACCAAAGUUACGAAACAUGACGGCAGACAAUAAAGAGGAAGAUUUUGCGGUGCUUUUGGAAUCUCUGUGCAGAAAUGGUCGUGGUGCUGAAGUAAUUGAAUUGUUAACAGAGUGGCUGUCGACAGAACUGGGGGAAAAUGAUGAACAUGUACCUGUAAAGAAAACAAAAAAGAAGAAAGUUGGAUUUGUGGAACCAAAAGUAGCCCAGCCACAACUUGCACUGAACAUGCUGUCCUAUCUACAGAAGGAUUCUGUCACACAGGACAUUUUACUGAGAGACCAUACACAAGACAUUGCCAAUGUUAAAAAUAUUCUUAAGCAAUGUCUGGGUAAGAUAGAGAAUUUACUUGGUGGUGGAUCUAGUCAGGUAAAUACUGACCACUCUCUAAUGACGGCAUCAUUUACACUCUACUGUAAACUGACUCUUCUUCUUCAUUCAAAAGAUAGCAUAGGUUACAGCUGUGUUCAAGAGUUUGAGGAGCUGCUUGGAUGGACAGACAAACAUGCCUUGCCGGUUCUAGGUGUCAAGUUAGAGGCAGAUUGUGAUGCAGAGAAACAGGCUAACAGGAAGCUGGUUUAUGAUAUAAUAUGUGUUUUGUUGAAUAUAUUCAACACAAUGAUGUUACUUGGUGUAGGUGACAGCUCACUGUGCAACAAACUUGUCGACUUUUGUACGUCAUGUCUGGUAGCAGAUCAAGAUCUAGAGUUACUUCCCCUGGCAAUGUUGUGUAUUUACCAAGUGACAGAGUUUCUACAGUAUCAGUCCGAGCAGACCGAGGAAUUAAACAAUACAAUAUCAAAUGCUUUCAGUAGAAUUCUUAUCAUCAUAGCAGGCUAUGUGAAAAACAAUGAGGUUAACAGCCGAAAGUUACUUGGAAACAUAAAAGCACAUGUUGGAGAACUGAUAAAAGUGAUAUUUGGACCUCUGCCUUUGGACUCCACACUGGUACAUGAUGUGAUGGGCACAAUUUUGGCAGCCGUUCUUGCUGAACUUUCCUCUUAUAGUCAAAAUGAUGAUUUAGCAGAGAGUCCAUCAUUUGACACAUUACCUCCCCUUUCUGGAUGGCUUCUGGAUAUACUCACGAAAAAGAAACAUUUAAACAAAUUUUUCCUGGAUGAGUUGAUAGAUUGUGCAGAGUCAGGAGCUAUCAGUGACCUUCACAAGAUGCACGGAACCAUACAACUUCUUUGUUGUGCGGCAACAUGUAAAUCAUCUGAAAAUGAAACAAAAGAACUAUUGACCAUUAUAAACAAACAGAUGGACACACUGAAAGAGGGUUUAACUGAGGAGGGUAAAGAUGACCUCAGGUCUGUGAUACUAGCAUUGGAGGAGAAGUUAAAGAAUUGUCAGCAAGAUAUACAAGUUGUAGAGUCCUAACAUUUUACAAAUUUUAUUCAAGUCUUAUGAAAGAAGAGACAGACUGUUUUAUUAUUUACUCAUCAAAAUUUGUUAUGGAUAUUUAUCGCUUUCUACCUGUAUAAGUUGAUUUACAUGAUUUUCAGUUAAAAAUUACGAACCCUCCUUGGCAUGUAUGCAAGUGGCUGUA
This is a messenger RNA of Ruditapes philippinarum (Manila clam), 3703 nucleotides long. Its product is annotated as condensin-2 complex subunit G2-like. The transcript is spliced from 29 exons. Gene Ontology annotation, cellular component: nucleus; condensin complex. The coding region runs from base 106 to 3534 and encodes 1142 amino acids. The record is from RefSeq and is a predicted model, not a curated record. Gene Ontology annotation, biological process: mitotic sister chromatid segregation. NCBI's taxonomy places the organism in Eukaryota, Metazoa, Mollusca, Bivalvia, Venerida, Veneridae.